CUAGGAAGUCUUUGGAUAAGUUUCGCGGUUCUGCCCCAAUUUCUCAUUCUCCUUCUUCCUUUUCUCUCACGAUCUCUUUUCACUUCCACUGCUGCCCGAUCGCGCUCUCACUCUCUCUCUCCAUGUCUCCGAAACCGCACUCGCUAAUCCUCCACAGAUAAUUAAGGAAGUUAUUCAUGGCCCCGGUAAGGAAAACAAAGGGUGUGAAUAAGAGGUUUCCUUAUAUCAACGAGGUUGCUUCUAACAAAUAUGGAGAUAAUCCUAACAAGAACAAGCAGAAAAAGAGAAAGUUGUCUGCCAUGUUAGGGCCUCAGUGGACCACUGAAGAGCUAAAGCACUUUUAUGAAGGAUAUCGCAAGUAUGGGAAAGACUGGAUGAAGGUUGCUUCAGUAGUACGUCACCGAUCUUUGGAGAAUGUAGAGGCCCUUUACACUAUGAAUAGGGCCUACUUAUCUCUUCCCGAGGGCACUGCUUCUGUGAUUGGCCUAACAGCAAUGAUGUGUGACUAUUACUCUAUGCUGGAAAGAAGUGACAGUGAACAAAACUGCAUCGACAAUGCAGGAACCCCCAGAAAGCCUCAAAAGCUUGCAAGAGGGAAAUUACGGAAUGACGCCUCAAAAGGAUUGGAAGGACAUAUUCUAGAUAUUUCUCAGUCCCGUUCAAUUGCAUCAGAUGGCUGCUUGUCACUGUUGAAAAAUAGGCGCACUGAUGAAGACUCUUCCUUUGAUGCGCUACUUACUCUGGCAGAUCUGUCCUUGAGGAUGCCUGAAGCAACUGCUGAAAUGGAAUCAUCUGCACUUGUUGAGGAAGAAAACUUCAACAUUGCUAAGAAGUCUAAACUCAAAGGGAAUUCUUCAAUUACUAUGGUUGAAGACACUGCUUUGAAAACAUCUCAGCUGGGAAAACUCAAAGAGGGAGUUCAACAGUCUGACACUGGAAUACAAAAAAGAAAACAGAAGUCGCCAGUUAAAUUGCAGAUAAAUGAGAAUGAAGCUCAGACCGAGUUUCCUUGGAGUGACAAUCAAAUGAUUGAGAUUCUCAAAAGCAGCUUCGAUUCAAGGAUUCUCCAGCUUUGGAUUCGUCGAAAUAAAAUGGCUAGACCGAAAUUCAAAAUUAUAAGCUCUAGUUCUGAAGAAUUUAGGGAAGACACACAAAGUCAAGAGUCUUUGGAUGAAGAGACUCCGACUUCAUUUCAAAAAACACUACAACAUGAGAUGACAAAAAUAAAGCAUAGGAAGAAAAAACAAGCAGAGGACACUGAUGAUGAAGAAACAGCAGAGGAAGAAACAGAAGAUGAAGACGAGGACGAAACAACAAGUAGAUAUUGUGUGAAGACAAGAAGUCAGAAGAGGAAAACAACAGAUGAUGAAGAUGAGGAAUACGAUCAAAAAGAAAAGAAGAAGAGAAAAGUUCAAUUGCCAAAGACAAAAGAGCAGAAGGCAAAAAAACACGGAAGGAAGAAGAAAGAAGAAAAAGAGGAAACAGAGAAGAAAGAAGAAAACAUAGCCAAGGUUGAUUGCAGGCAGCAGAAAUGCACUUUGAGCGCGUUUUGGAGACUAAUUGAUGCGCACAAGAGCAGAAUACCAGCAGCAACUUGGGAAAUAUUAAGGCAUACCGUAUUCUGGGGGAUGAUAGAACCUUUCCUUGAGCGAAAGCUUACUGAAAAUCAGCUGCAUAAGCAUGAGGCAGACCUGGAAAUAAUCAUGAGAUAUUUUGACAAGAAGAAGAACAAGUUCAUAUUUGGCGAAAAGGAAAUGGAAAUAACAGUGCAGGAUGUAAAAACAUUGUUUGACCUGCCUACUGAAGGCAUAUAUAUGGAACUGAACAAGAAGUUGAGCAAGGAGGAGCGUAAAGAGUCUGCAAUCUUUGACACGAAUGUGAAGAAAGAUUCUGUGCUCAAAACAGAAGUAGAGAAGAAAUUGGUAAAGGAGCUGACCAAGGAGAAGAAAGAAAAAGAUUUGAAGAAACAGCAAGAUCCCAAAAAAAUAGCCUCACUCAUCAUCAUGUACUUGUUUGCUGCCUUCUUCUUUAGUAGAACUGCAACAAAUAUCACUUGGGAUUUGAUCAGUGUCUGUGAAGACAUUGACAACAUCAACAAGUUCAAUUGGUCGAGGAUGAUUAUUGAUUUUCUACUAGAUGGAAUCCAGAAGUACCAAAAAGACAAGCCGACAACUCUGUCCGGUUGCCUACUUCUAAUCUAUUACUGGUUCCUCGAGAAGACUAAGAUCAAGAACUGGAUUCCCGGAAAGGAGACAGAAACACCACGCUUUGUGAGAUGGUCAAUAAAGGAGAUCUUUAACUUGCAAGAGGUUUACAAGAAUCCAGGUUGGCCAGAGCGCUUAAUCAAGGACGGACCGUGGUUGGAAAAGGAAUGGCUGGAAGAGUUGGAAUUUGAGGAGAAGAUUGAGGAGCAAGAGACACUAAGCUUCAACAAUUGGGUUCCUCAAGCUAGCCAAAGAGAAGAAGAAGAAAUAAUAAGGCUGACGGGAAACAUGAGAGUAAUUAUAGAGGAGCUGGAGACAGUGCUCAGAGAGGAACCUACAAGGGAAAACAUGGAGGAGAAAUUGAAAAGGCUGGCAGAAGGAAAUGAGCAACUCUCAAAAAAAAAAAAAAAAAUGUGGACCAAGCUGAAAAUAGCGGACGAAAUGAUAGAAAGUAUGGAGAAGAAAAAGCAUGAUCUGUUAUUAGAAACGAGAGCAAACAAAAACCAGAUUGCAGCUCUGUACAAAUUGCUGGCGAAAGCAAAACACUCAGGGAAUGUGGAUGAUGCGGGAGCUAGUCAGCAAAAAGAAAGUCAGUUACAGAUCGUACAAAUAACAACAGAGGAAGAGCAAGUAGGACAAGCUGAAUUUGAAGACAACAGAUCAUAAGAUCAAGCUCAAACACCAGAACAAGGGGAGCAGAUGGGACAGGAGCCAGCAGAAGCCAUUCCAAUCUCUUUUAGGAGUCUAGUUGAAGAAGAAGGAGGAGAAAGAAGAUGAAGAACUUAAUCAAUUGGUCUACAACAUCAUGGAAGCUACACAAAUGGAAGAACAGGGAACGAAGACAUGAUUUCAAGAACUUAUUUUCAGUUUCCAUGUAAAGACAUGAUAUGUUUUGAGUUUAUUUUCUGUAGGUAAGAUCGUCUUUUUCAACUUAAGCCGUGUGGAUAUCAGGUCAUCUGAAGUGGUAAAAUAUAAAUGACGUGGAAAUGCGUCAAAACUUACAUAACUCAAGCAGCACGUACAUCAUCAAAUUCAGAUAUUGAAUCUAUAUACGAUUUAUCACAUAUAUGCUCGUAACUACAGGACAUUAUGUAUCGUUGCUACUAUGAAUUAAAAGAUAAUUUAUUUUAAAUUUGUAAUAUUCCAAUUAUAGGCUCUGAUCUGGUAAUAGGUUUAUCAGAAUGAAGAAGUGCUUACUUUUGUUGA
Molecule: messenger RNA, 3410 nt
Organism: Rosa rugosa (rugosa rose)
Lineage: Eukaryota; Viridiplantae; Streptophyta; Magnoliopsida; Rosales; Rosaceae
Exons: 14
Coding region: 177-2870 (897 amino acids)
Biological process (GO): DNA-templated transcription; regulation of cell cycle; regulation of transcription by RNA polymerase II
Cellular component (GO): nucleoplasm; transcription repressor complex
Molecular function (GO): DNA binding
Source: RefSeq, a predicted model, not a curated record